This is a messenger RNA of Auxenochlorella protothecoides, 456 nucleotides long. RefSeq names its product DNA-directed RNA polymerases I, II, and III subunit RPABC3. Gene Ontology annotation, cellular component: RNA polymerase III complex; RNA polymerase II, core complex; RNA polymerase I complex. Lineage: Eukaryota; Viridiplantae; Chlorophyta; Trebouxiophyceae; Chlorellales; Chlorellaceae. Gene Ontology annotation, biological process: DNA-templated transcription. The record is from RefSeq and is a predicted model, not a curated record. Gene Ontology annotation, molecular function: DNA-directed RNA polymerase activity. The coding region runs from base 1 to 456 and encodes 151 amino acids. The transcript is spliced from 2 exons.
AUGGCAGCGAAGAAGGCCCAGGUCCUGAACGAUAUCUUUGAGGUGCUAGAGAUCGACCCCGAUGGCAAGAAGUUUGAUAAAGUGAGUCGAAUCAGGGCCAGGAGUGACCUGUUCGAAAUGGACAUGCUCCUGGAUGUUAAUGUAGACAUCUACCCCGUCGACCUGGGCGACAAGCUGGCCCUCUGCCUGGCCACCACCCUGAACACGGACGGCACCCCCUCCGGCGCCAGCUACGACUCCGUCCGCCCCACCGCGCGGCGCACCCUGGCGGACGACUUCGAGUACGUGAUGCACGGCAAGAUCUUCAAGUUCAAGGACAGCAGCUCUGGGGGCCAGGUCAGGGCUGAGGUCUUUGUCAGCUUUGGCGGCCUGCUCAUGCAGCUCAUCGGCGACCCCAAGCGCCUCGCUGACCUGGACGUGGAUGAGGACAUCUUCCUGCUGCUGAAGAAAGUAUGA